Schizosaccharomyces japonicus yFS275 is the source of this 2115-nucleotide messenger RNA. Its product is annotated as origin recognition complex subunit Orc1. Gene Ontology annotation, molecular function: DNA replication origin binding; ATP binding; ATP hydrolysis activity. The coding region runs from base 1 to 2115 and encodes 704 amino acids. Lineage: Eukaryota; Fungi; Ascomycota; Schizosaccharomycetes; Schizosaccharomycetales; Schizosaccharomycetaceae. Gene Ontology annotation, cellular component: nuclear origin of replication recognition complex; chromatin; nucleus. The record is from RefSeq and is a predicted model, not a curated record. Gene Ontology annotation, biological process: nuclear DNA replication. The transcript has a single exon.
AUGAGUCAACGAAAAUCUCUUCGUAGUCAACAAUUAGCACGCCUAAGUAGCAUCUCUUCGGACUCCGAAAGCGAUUCAGAGUAUGACACUGAGGAGCGUUUCGGCCGGUGGAUAGGUGAACCUCACAAGGUCGAGGGUGGCCGUGUGUAUUACAACGCAUUAAGCAAAAACGAAAUUGUGUUUCGGAUAGGUGAUGCUGUUACGAUUUAUGAUGGCGAUUCCAGUUACUAUGUGGGCAUAAUCGAGUAUUUAUAUGAAAAAAAUAACCGCAGUAAAGCCAUGGGUGAGAAGUAUCUACAGCUUAUAUGGUUCACUCGGGCUUUUGCAAAACGAAUGGAACUAAAAAAGGACCUGCUCCUUCCAGACAGACAUCUUUGUGAGCUUUACAUGACUCCCGGACGAGAUGAAAACUUAACGUCAUGCGUAUUGGACAAAGUUAAUGUUUACAAUGAAGCUGAAUUCUUUUCAAAGUUCCCAAAAGGAAUAUCGCCAAAAAAUAAGCGGUUAUUAGAAACCAAUUUCUUCGUCCGUAAGGGUGUUAAUAUGCGUGCAAAACGUUACACGGAAAACAUUGAUUGGUCUGAGUAUCGUGAAAACAUAAAAAAAAUAAAAGAACUUGUAUGGUACUUGGAAGAAAAGCUCGCACCCUCGCUUACUUCUGCAAAGCGGAAACGAGCAAAGGAAGAUGACUAUAAAUUUUACUCAGAGGAAGACGAUGACUCACUUCAAGAAGCCGAAUUAUUACCCUCUGACGACGAUGAAUUUGGACCAAGUCCAUUUAGAGAUACGUCUAAUAGCGUCCCCAAAACUCCAAGACGACGAAAAAAGAAAGCUAAAGCUUCAUCGGAACCGUCAUCCACCCUCACGACUCCGCGCAGAAGUGCCAAAAAACCAUUGCAAAUUACACCUCUUCCCAUGCGUGUCAUGCCACUAAACGAAUUUCAAGGCUCUCCUCAUAAAAAAGCACGAGCAUUGCUCCACGUUUCGGCCAUUCCGAACUCUCUUGAGGGACGUGAUAAAGAAUUCACUACCAUUUUUAGCAGCAUUGAAAGCGCACUAGAAGAAGGGACUGGUGCCUGUUUGUACAUUUCUGGAACUCCUGGAACUGGUAAAACUGCAACUGUUCAUGAGGUCAUUUGGUCUCUUCAGGAUAUGGCUACCAAAAACCAAAUUACCGACUUCACUUUCUGCGAAAUUAACGGUAUGAAAGUAACCACUGCCACACAAGCAUACGCACAGCUUUGGGAGUCGCUCACUGGCGAUCGAGUUACACCAAAGCAUGCUAUGGAGCUGCUUGAUAAACGAUUCACCUUGCCUUCCCCCAAUCGGAAUCCAUGUGUAGUGCUAAUGGAUGAGCUUGAUCAAUUGGUAACACACAAUCAAAAGGUAUUGUACAACUUCUUCAACUGGCCUUCUUUACCUCACUCGCGACUCAUUGUCGUAGCUAUCGCAAACACUAUGGAUUUACCCGAACGUGUAUUAACAAAUCGCAUUUCAUCCCGUUUAGGUUUAUCGCGUAUUACAUUUGAGCCGUAUAACCAUAUGCAACUUGAACGUAUUAUUAGCAGUCGUCUGGAAUUGGUAAAGGAUGAGCUCCUCUUUACAAAUGAUUCUAUUCAAUUUGCCGCCCGAAAAGUCGCUGCCAUUAGCGGUGAUGCUCGUCGAGCAUUAGACAUUUGUCGACGUGCCUCUGAGCUUGCAGAAAACAAAAACUGCAAGGUUACCCCAAAUCUCAUCUACCAAGCUAUUCUAGAAAUGACUACCUCACCUUUGCAAUCCUUGCUAAAAUCUCUCUCAUUUGUUCAAAAGGUGCUGGUGUGUGCUGUUGUUAACCGGAUGCGUCGCUCGGGCUUUGCAGAAUCAUUCCUCUGCGAAGUCAUGGACGAAGCAGAACGUUUGAAAACAACAUCCGAAAAGUUCAGUAGCUCAAGUGUUUCGCAAACAAGAAAAGCCGAUCGCUUGCAAUACCGCUAUGCUCUAUCCAGUCUUGUGGAGAGCGGCAUAUUCCUCAUUGACGGCAAACAAACUCGACAUUCCCGAGUCCGUCUUGCAAUUGGUGAUGAGGAGGUAAAAAUGGCAUUUAGAGAUGAUUCAGAGCUCAGAGGAAUUGCUUAA